AUGUGGAGCUGGUUUUUCACUGUGACCGUCCUGCUCUCCUCCAUGAAACGGAUUGAAGCUCAGGGCAGGUGUAAUAAUGUGCAGGCAGCAGAUAUUGUUUUCCUUGUUGAUGGGUCUUCCAGUAUUGGCCGAGCUAACUUCCUGCAGGUGAAAGGCUUUAUGGCUGGAAUCGUCAAGCCAUUUGCCAGCUCUGUCAGUGAGACGGGUAUUCGGUUUGGGGUCAUACAAUACAGCGACACCUCCAGAGUUGAAUUUACAUUUAGUACCUACCUGGUUGGCACUGAGCUGAUCAAUGCUGUAGAGAAUCUGAACUAUAAGGGUGGAAACACACGGACUGGUGCUGGUCUCAAGUUUGUCGCUGAUAACUUCUUCAACCCUGCGUCCAGUCGGGAUGUACCAAAGAUCACUAUCCUGAUCACAGACGGAAAGUCACAAGACAGUGUGGAAGAACCAGCACAGAAGCUGCGCAGUCAAGGAGUGCAUGUUUUUGGAGUCGGUAUAAAGAGCGCUGACCAGAAUGAAUUGACUCAGAUUGCCUCCCAGCCCAGCAGUGAUUUCACCUCCUUUGUUGGGGACUUCAAACUGCUGAACACUCUUCUUCCUCUUGUGAGCCCACAAGUGUGUUCCAAAGCAGGAGGAGUCUAUGCUAGUGAUGAGGCCUUUUCAGGUCCAUCGAACAUUCAGUUCACAGGCCAAACAUCUGAUACUCUCAGGUUUCGCUGGAGUGCAGCAGGGGGGCCUUUGAGUGGCUAUGUGGUCCAGUAUGUGCCCCUGUCCGGUCUGGGUCAACCUAUCUCAGCAGAGCUGCGUCAGGAGACUGUCUCUGCCAGUCAGAGGACCUUUACCGCACAACAGCUGAGGUCAGGAACCGACUACCUGGUGACUGUGAUCGCCCAAUACCCCAACAGUGUGGGGGAGUCUGUUUCUGCAAAGCAACGAACCAGGUCUUUGCCAGGGGUCACCAGUCUCCGCCUGGUCCAAGCAGGCUUCUUCUCUCUUUCUGUGGGCUGGAGUCAGCCUUCGUCUCCUGUGCAGGGCUACAGACUCACAUAUGGACCACGAGGUCAGCCAGCAGCUCAGCUGUUGGAGCAGUCUCUGUCUGCAGACUCCACAUCGGUCACCUUGGAGUCACUUCAGCCCGACACAGAGUACGUCGUCAGCCUCUAUCCUCUGUUCCCCCGAAACUCUGCAUCCCCGUCCAUCCUCAACGCCCGCACAUUGCGCCUUGAGCCAGUGCAGCAGUUAUCAGUGGAGACGGAGUCAGAGGGCAGUGUUCGUGUGCGGUGGAGAGGUGUUGGUGGAGCGCGGGCGUACCGUCUGGUCUGGGGACCAUUCACAGGUCGAAAUGUCGAGACGGUGGAGGUUGCUGGUGAGUCUCACACUUUGUCCAGACUGCAGUCCGACACUGAGUACAUCGUCACGAUCAUCCCGCUGUAUGAGGGCAAUACUGAGGGCCCGGUGGCAACCGCCAGGUUCAAGAUAGAACGUCAGGAGCAGCAGGUGCUCAGAGCAGCAACCACCAGCCCGUCCUCUAUUCGCCUCACCUGGAGAAUCAUUCAAUCAUCUCGAGGGUACCGCCUGGAGUGGAGGGAGGGGGAAGGAGGCAGUGUCCAGAGCCUAACCUUUCCUAGAACGACUACCAGCUAUGAGCUAACAGGCCUUCGGCCCAACACAGAAUACAUCAUCACCCUGUACACCCUGUUUGAAGGCCGUGAGGAGGCCACACCUGUUUCCACCACAUCUAGAGAGGAACAGCCAGUGGGGAAGGUGUCCAACCUGAGAGUUGUGGAGUCUCUGGGCAGCACCGUCAGACUCGGCUGGACGGGUGUAGCCGGAGCCACACAGUACCGCAUCAUUAUCUCCAACGCAGAAGUGGGGUCAGAGGAAAUACGACUUAUCCCUGGAAACCAGACGACCCUUGACCUCAGAGACCUUACAGUGGGAGUGUCUUAUGGUGUCAGUGUCACAGCGCUGGUGGGAGAAAAUGAAGGGGACCCAGUUACUGUUUCCAUCAAACCAGAGCAAGGUGCUGGCAGAGUGACUAACCUCAGAGUGACGAACGCAAACAGUCGGAGAAUUCGAAUUGCCUGGACAGGUGCUUCAGGGGCAACAGGUUACCGAGUUACUUGGAAACAAGGCAACAAUCCAGAGCAGUCACGUAUUCUGGGGGCCGGGGUCACGGCCUUCACCAUAGACGGCCUGCAACCAGAUGAGGCGCUAGUAAUUGGUGUUGCAACUGUGGCUGAUCAACGGGUUGGAGAGGCAGUCACGCUGACUAGUCGGACCAACCCCAACGGUGGAUCAGUGUCUGGCCUUCGAAUCAUUGACGUUACAUCUCAGAGGAUACGCAUUGCAUGGUCACGUUCCAUUAGGGCGACUGGUUAUAAGGUCACUUGGCGCCGUGAUGAUGGAGUUGAAACAACUCGUAACUUGGCCGCCGAAGUCUCUUCCUUCACCAUUGAUGGGCUACAGUCAGAUUCAGCCUACAACAUAUUAGUUUCUACACUCACUGGCUCUCGAGAGGGAAGUCCUUCCACCCUGAGUAUCAGAACAGAAUCAGAUCAAUCUGUGAUUGGGACUGUGACGUCACUGCAAAUACAGGAGGGCCGUGGAGAGGUUGUCCGAGUCACUUGGGUUGGUGUGCAGGGAGCGACAGCUUAUCGCGUGACUUGGAGGAGAACGGAUGGUGGUGAAGAGAGGAGUCAGCUGGUGGGGGGAGAUGUGACGGGAGUGGAUUUAGACCAGUUGGACCCCGGAGCCCAGUACGAGGUGCAGGUCAUGGCUUUAGUUCAAAACAGAGAGGGAACCCCUGUGUCUGUCAGAAUCACCACACCUGGUACCCCCACAGUGCCCACCAUAAGAGUGGCAGAUGUUACCCAGAAUUCUAUGCGGAUUGGCUGGGCUCCACUACCAGGUGCAACAGGAUAUAUUCUACGCUGGAGAGAGGAGACAGAGGUUGGUCGAGGCUUGUCUGUUACGCUCCCUGCUGGGUCCAGCUCUUACCAGGUGACUGGGCUGCGUUUGGGCCGUCGUUAUCGCUUUACGCUGCAGCCCACCUUUGAAAAUGGAUUUGGAACUGAGAGCUCUAUUGUUGAACGCACUGUUUGUGUGGGCGGGCGUCUGGAUGUGGUGUUUCUGGUCCCGGCAUCCACCGAUCGGAAUAACCUCGCUAGAUCUCUGCGCGAACUGCUAACAAGUGCAGCAGGGUCGCUGGACACUAUUGGAGCCGGUGACUCUCAGGUGGGAGUUGUAGGAUACGGUUACAGACCCAAAUUAUGGUUCCUGCUUAAUCGCCAUGGCAGGUCGGACACACUUUUUCAAGAGCUCCAGUCCACACCAUUUGAUGAAAACCCGGGGAAUAACAUUGGUGAGGCAGUGAGAUUCACCAGGCAGUACCUUUUGACCCCCUCGGCUGGACGGAGGCCGAGAAUCCCUGGUGCUGUCGUCAUCAUUGCUGAUAAAAGAUCAGCUGACAACCUGACUCUCGCAGCCAGCAGCCUCAGGGCUACAGGUGUGACAGUGUUAGCAGUUGGUAUAGACCAGGCGGAUAUCGAGGAGCUGCGUCGGGCAGUGACGGACGGCAGCACCCAGAACAUCCUGUAUAGCCGUGAUGCGGCACAGUUGGACACAGUACAUACUGAUCUGGCAGACUUGCUCUGUGGCAUUGCCAGAAUACCAGACGUAGGUCCAGGUCCAGAACCGUGUACAAUUCAGUGCCCUCAGGGUGAGAGGGGAUAUCGUGGAGAGAAGGGUGAGAGAGGCAGAGAUGGUGCAGAUGGACGCAAGGGAGAUUCUGGCCGUGAUGGUCUGGCUGGAAGGGAAGGCCCCAGAGGACCUGAGGGACGCCCAGGUCCACCAGGCCCAGCUAUCCCUAUUGACCCCUCACUGGGGGUGAAAGGAGAAAAAGGCGAGAGAGGUUUUCCUGGCAUUGAUGGAAGUUCAGGGUUGCCAGGGCGACCAGGUUCCUCUGGAAAUGCAGGGGUCCCGGGUUCGCAGGGCAUACCUGGUAUCAGAGGAGAUACAGGUCAACCAGGUGGGACAGGGUCACUUGGGCCAAAGGGAAGUAAAGGUGAAAGGGGUGAACCAGGCUCAAUAUCAGGAGGGGGUCUUCCAGGGAGGAAAGGAGAGCCAGGCAUCCCGGGGAUACCGGGUACUCCUGGGCGGCCUGGCAGCGAUGGGACCAAAGGUGCCACUGGAUCUUCUGGAACAUCUGGUCUGGAUGGUCGACCAGGUUUACCAGGAACGCCAGGACUCUCCAUCAAGGGAGACAAGGGCAGCUCAGGAGAUAGGGGACCUCCAGGAGUCGGCAGCGGGGUGGCGGUGAAGGGAGAGAAAGGCUCCUCAGGUAGCCCAGGACCUCCAGGAGCUCAGAGCCCUAGAGGGCUAGCAGGACCUCCAGGCAUUAAAGGAGACAAGGGUGAUGGUGGCGAUGGGGUGCCUGGACCUCCAGGCAGGCAAGGAGACCCUGGUGACAGGGGUCCCCGUGGGCCUCCAGGUGAAAUUGGUGGCAAGGGUGAUCGAGGACAGCCAGGUGAGCCUGGAUUACAGGGAGACAGGGGGGAGAGAGGACCGGCUGGUGAAACUGGGGAGAGAGGGGACCCAGGGAAGCCGGGCCUCGCAGGAACACCAGGGUUGAGAGGUUUACCAGGGCCCAGUGGACCAGCAGGAGAAAAGGGAGUCGACGGUGCACGCGGGGAGCCCGGCAGAAGUGCUCCAGGUAUUCCCGGGAAGAAGGGGGAUCUGGGGGACCGAGGCCUGACUGGUCCCGAGGGGGCGAGGGGAGAAAAGGGAGAUGCAGGACAGAGAGGAGAGAAAGGGUCUUCAGGGUCAGGAGGGUCGGUUUCUGGACCUAAAGGAGAGCCAGGAGAGAGGGGACCUCCCGGUAUCAGUGGACGGCCAGCUGCCAAGGGAGAUCCAGGUGACCCAGGAGAGAGGGGGGACAAUGGGCGGCCAGGAAUCCCAGGAAAGCCUGGUCUUGCUGGGAAAGAGGGGGGGAGAGGAGAGAAGGGUGAUGAAGGCACACCUGGGGAGUCUGGACUUCCUGGGAAGUCAGGAGAAAGAGGACUGAGGGGACUGGCUGGUCAGCCGGGUCGACCAGGAGAGAAAGGAGACAUAGGAGACUCAGGAGAGAACGGACGAAAUGGCAGCCCUGGACCCGCAGGACUGAGAGGAGAGAAAGGAGAUCUGGGAGCCCAAGGGCCUCCAGGGCCACCAGGAAAAGUGGCUGAAAUCCAGGGCCAGCUGAAAGGAGAGAGAGGAGAGAAGGGCGACGAUGGCGACCCAGGAGAGCACGGCAGCAAAGGUCAGAAAGGCGAAGCCGGUAUUCCCGGAGCUGCAGGCUUACGAGGUCCGGAGGGACAACGGGGACUUGCAGGCAUAAGAGGCGAAACAGGAGAUAGAGGAGGGCCUGGAGAGAAGGGAGAAAGGGGAACAUCUGGCUUAGAUGGACGUCCUGGUCUGGAUGGUAAACCAGGUGCUGCUGGACCGCCUGGUCAGAGGGGUGAUCCUGGAAAACAGGGGGAUCCUGGGAGAGACGGUCUACCAGGACUAAGAGGGGACCAGGGCCCCCCGGGGCCUGUUGGGCCUCCGGGCACUGCAGGGACACCUGGUAAAGCAGGUGAAGAUGGCAAACCUGGGUCUCCUGGCAAAAUGGGCGAGGACGGUGUGCCAGGUGAAGACGGGAGAAAGGGUGACAAAGGAGAAUCAGGAGCUGCUGGAAGAGAUGGCCGAGAUGGGCUGAAAGGAGACCGGGGUCUUGCUGGGUCUGUCGGACCCUCUGGCCCUUCUGGGCCUCAGGGAGUACCUGGCAGCAUUGGUCCUCCUGGACAGGUGGUGUACAUGAAAGGAGCUCAAGCGGCACCAAUCCCCGGCCCGCAGGGGCCUCCGGGAACGCCUGGCGUGCCUGGGAUCCCUGGAGCUCUGGGAGCCAGAGGGGAUAGAGGGCCGUCUGGUCAGAAAGGUGAUGCUGGAGACCCAGGAGAGGACGGGGCACCGGGAAAACCUGGGACAUCAGUGGAUGUACAAAAGGCUCUGGCCAACUUUGACAUUCAGGUUUCAGAUCUAAAAGUUCUUAUGGACAGGAAGGACAUACUCCUGAAUCCUACAGCGCAGAAGGCAGUGAAAGGUGCAAAAGGAGACGGUGGAGAACCUGGACCGAGAGGACCGUCUGGUGCAGAUGGACUCCGUGGUUUUCAGGGCGAGAGAGGAGCAAAAGGGGAUCAAGGGGAGCGAGGACCCGUGGGAGCAACUGGGCCCCCAGGUAGAGCCAUUGGAGAACGAGGGUCAGAGGGACCGCCAGGUCCCUCUGGAGAGUCAGGCAAACCAGGAAUACCAGGAGUUCCUGGGCGAGCUGGGGAACUGGGGGAGUCUGGAAGACCUGGAGAUAAGGGGGAGAGAGGAGAGAACGGUGACAAAGGAGAAGCUGGUAAAAUCGGGCAAACGGGAUUAGUCGGCCCACCAGGUCAAAAGGGAGCAUCUGCUGACUCAGUACUGGUUGGUGCGCCUGGAGCCAGAGGUCCUCCAGGACUUCUAGGACUGAAGGGAGAACCUGGUGCUGCUGGAUCACUGGGACCUCAAGGAGAACGGGGUUCUGUGGGAUCUCGUGGUGACAAAGGAGACAGAGGACAGUCUGGAGAAAACGGACGUCAUGGCUUGCAGGGAUCACCGGGAGAACCAGGAAAAACGGGUCAGGAUGGGAAACCAGGCUUGCCUGGGUUCCCAGGAGUUCUAGGCAGACCGGGAAACCCAGGAGAGCCUGGAAUUAGGGGGCCAACUGGCCCCAUGGGUCCCAACGGGGUUCCAGGUCCGUCAGGUGUGAAGGGUAAUCAAGGAGAGCCAGGUGUUGGCGUCAAGGGUCCUCCUGGUGCCCAAGGGAGCACAGGUCUGCCAGGACCAGCAGGUCCCCCUGGAGCUGUAGGUCCACAGGGCGCUCCGGGACUGUCGGGGCAGGUGGGUGAAGCGGGUAAACCAGGAGUCCCUGGAAGAGAUGGGGUGCCUGGCAAAGAAGGAACAUAUGGAUUACCAGGAAAGCAGGGCAUUGCUGGACCUCCAGGCCUGGCCGGCUUAAAGGGGGAGCAGGGAGACAGCGGUCCUCCAGGGAAGGCUGUUGCUGGACCCGCUGGACCCAAAGGAGAGAGGGGUCUUAGUGGUCAAACACUUCCAGGCACGACUGGAGAGAGAGGUCUACCUGGAGAUAAGGGUAACAGGGGAGACAAAGGAGCUGCUGGCAACAAAGGAGAGAGAGGGGUGGAUGGUGAACCAGGAGAGCCUGGAGAAGAUGGGGCACAGGGACCUUCAGGGCCAAAAGGAGAUAAGGGAGAGAAGGGCAUAGGAAUGGCAGGUCUUCCUGGUCGGGUUGGGCCUCAAGGCUUAAAGGGAGAUCAAGGCCUUCCUGGUCCAGCUGGUCCUCCAGGGCUACAGGGGAAGUCAGGUAAUGCUGGGCAGCUGGGCCUGAGAGGAGAAACUGGACAACUAGGAGCUCCUGGACCACCAGGGGAUAGGGCCGUGCAGGAAAUGUCGGACCCCCUGGUCCGGCUGGUCCUCCUGGACAGGCAGGGGAGGUUGGCGUCGGAAUCCCGGUCCCAGAGGAGAGAGAGGAGAAUCAGGGCUGAGGGGAGAGGAGGGCCGGGCUGGCUUGGAUGGGGAGAGAGGGCCAUCGGUUAG
Anoplopoma fimbria (sablefish) is the source of this 7662-nucleotide messenger RNA. It is a transcript of the gene col7a1, whose product is annotated as collagen, type VII, alpha 1. The coding region runs from base 1 to 7662 and encodes 2553 amino acids. Gene Ontology annotation, molecular function: protein binding. The record is from RefSeq and is a predicted model, not a curated record. The transcript has 96 exons. Lineage: Eukaryota; Metazoa; Chordata; Actinopteri; Perciformes; Anoplopomatidae.